AUGGAACCUCUCACCCCGGGAGGGAGAUGGGUGGGGACCGAGGGCCGGAGAGGGGUGAGGGCCUCGCCAUCGGCCGCCAUCCCUCCGGCAUCUUCCGCCUCCGCCGUCGAGUGGUUGCCUCUUCAGCGACACCCCGUCUUCGACAGGAACAGGGAGACUGGUGCUGCGCUCAAGGUUGAUGCCACCGUUUCUGAAAUCACCAGUGGCUAUAACCUCGCUGCCUGGGACUCCUCCUGCUCGCGCCUAUACUUGUGGGACCCCGAGGGAGUGUGCCUUCACCGCAUCUCAGUGCGUUUCAGAAGCCCUGGUGGACCCGCGUCGGCGGAGGCCGCCAGCCCUUCGGAGGUAUCUCGGCUCCUCGAUAACCCCCGCGCCUGCUCCCUGAUGUUUCUGUUCGCACGUCAGUGGGGUGUUCACUCCCUUUACUUGACGUGCUUUGGAUUCUGCGGAUAACCUCUCAUGCUCCGUUGGCACGUACGUAUCAAAGGGAUUCUUUGGAAUGGUUGCCAUUUCCCAUAUUACCAGGUCUUCCCCACCCCCCACCCCUGCGCGCCCAAUUCAGAAGCUCAUCAGAAUUUUGGAAUGGUAAAGAUUAUUGAUGAAGGUGCGAAGAAACAAAACAUUGUUCCAUGAUAAAGACUAUGCAUGUCAUAAUCUGCGGGGCGAUAGAAAUCCAUCUCCUUGUUUAUUCUACACGAUAUGAGCCUGCCUGGUCCUCUGUUUCAUAAAUGAGACAUUUGUGGAGCGUCGAGUGUUUUUCGGAGUCAUGAUGAAGCACAGUUGCGAUCUCCUCAGGCAACCUAUAAGUUCAACACAUUGUUUCUUCAUUUUCAUGUUCAAAUUAGCCUUUACCCAUUUUGAAACUCAUUUGUUCCAGCCCUCGAACUAUUCGAAAAUAGAUUUCGUGGGAUUGAAAGCCUUUGCUUCAUUUUGAAAUUACGCUUUAUUUUAGAUCAAAGAGAAGGGAUCCUAAUUUUGCUAACUUUGAUGGAGAUGCUGCUAAUUGAACUGCCUAUGAUCCUACAAUAUCCAAGGAGAAGAUGUUUGCAGAAGUGAUUUACUGAAGAAGACUGAUGGAAGCAAAAGACCAAGUUGCAAGCUCUGCACUGAUGUACGUCCGUGAAGAAACCCAAACAUUAGAAGAGUGCCAUCAUUCUAACAUGAGGCGAGAGAUCCAUAAAGACCAAUGACAGGACUGACCCCGAUGAAGAUACGGCAGUUCAGUUUGGUUUUGCUCAUGGGGCCGUCAUCAUUUGGUCUUCUUUAGCCUUUCUAUGCAAUAUUAGGAAGCACGAAAUUUAUAAAUGUGCUCCACUUACAAUUAGGGCUUUAUAAAAAAGCUUUAGAUGGGAAUAUUUCUAGUUGUGCCGUCUUUUCUAUUGCAGUGGAUUCUUAUAAAGCAAAUGGAAGCUCUUUGUACAGAUGAACUACCCCUGAUUGGGGAACGAUUGAUCCGUCACUUAUUGUACCAAGAAAACUGCUAUAGAAAAAUUUACAAGGGAACCAAUUUAUCUAUUAAACUCAUAAAUUGAUCGUACCUACUUGAAACUCCACGAAUUUUGAACUCUUUAUUGGAAAAAUAUAGGAUGUAACUGAGUUGUUCAAUGUACUUGCAGAAAUUCAUUAGUUUCUAUUUACUUUUGCACUAUUCAUGUUUCACGAAAUCUUUAAGAUAAUUGCUCUCCUACUUAAUGCCAUUGGUGUUAGAUAAAAGCUUUGAUAUUUGUACAAAGCAACCAGAUAAUAUAGGAUGAUUGUUGUAUUUUGUCGAGUUUCAGACAAAUAUUGUCUUAAUGAGGAUAUUGGUUAUAAGCAGUGUUAUCAUAUUUUCUGUGAUUUGCUUUUAGUCUUUGCUGGUAUGCUAUUCUAGCAAAUAUUAACUUUCAUCUGUAUGCAGAUGAUACUUCCAAGCAUCCAAAUAAGUUUGUUAGUUCACCAUAUAUCACUGAAUAGGGAAGGAUCAUCAGUACUUAUUUCUGGUUACGGUGGCGUCUAUGUCAUGUACAUACAUGACCGAAUUUCGUCAAUUGGAAAUACAACUGUGUGCAGGUAUGGGGAUGAUGUUCUACGUUUCAACUUCAAUGCUGUAUGUUUUACGUUAGCUAUAACUGUCAAAAUUUGUCUUUAAUUUACUUUUAAUUCUAGCAAUUAGAACCGGUUUCAAAAAACAACUGAGAUUUAGUUUUUUCAGACGUAGCUUUUGUUUUCUUCAUUUUAAAUGGCUUCAAGCUUUAUGUUUUGUAUUUUCUUGGGAACCACCUGGGUAAGGUAGUAACUUUGAUUAGGCAAACAAUAUCCUGACUAUCAACGACAAGGAUGAUAAAACAAGAGGAAAGAUUAUGGCUUAUUUUUUAUUUUUUUGCUGCUCACAAAAUAAGCUAUGGCUUUCUUGGCUCCUAGAUAGGCCCAACCGGAAGUCAAGACUCAUUCCUGAUAUCCCCAGACGUACAUUAUCAUUAUUUCCAAUUUCCCGUCUUUUAUAUGACACAAUACGAGCAUUCUUGUCAAUCCAUGUCUUUCUUAGACGUAAAGAUGUCAGCUGUGACCUCAGCCAUUGCUAGUUAUGCCCCAGGGAAGUCGAGAUGCCUCUAAUCACUCUCAUUUUAGAUUCGGGCAGUUUCUAAGACAACGUUAUUAAUCUAGAUUUUCGAGAUUUUGAAUUCGUGGUUAUGAGUUUCCCAGCUAUUUAUAUGUGUGCGCUUCCAUGUCUUGGAAGCUAUCUAUUUGUUGCUUGUACAGGUAACAACAGUUUCUUUUUUUUCCCUUCAUGCAGGACCGUCUUCGUGGGUUCCCAGGCCUACCUUGUUGAGAACUGUACCCUACGAGUAUUACAAGUAUCUUGGCAUCCUUGUAGCGUAACCCAUUUGGGUGUUCUUUCUUCUGAUUCGGUUUUCAGGUUUUCCUCUUUCUCUGGAUGCAUAUUCAUGGACCCUAUCGAAAUACUGAACUACAAAUGACAUGGAGACAUGUUGAAACCACGAAUGGUUUUGAUGCAUGCAUCAAUGAAUAAUGUCUUUUCAGCAUUACAUUUUAAUUUGUGAAUAAUGGAGAGCAAUGGUUUUCAUUGUACCUUGGCGAUAAUUUCUUCAUGGGUUUUCCUACUGUCUGCAUAAAAGACUUGUCAUUUUGUAGAACAUUUAACCUUUAUGAAUGAAAUGAAGAUUGUGUGACAUCGAUAGUUCUACUUGAUUGUUCUCAGAGCUUUGACUCUGAUUCUAUGAUUAUGGAGCCUCUCCACCAUAUUUACCUAUUGAGUUGAAGAAAGUGUCAGUAAGCAGGAGAAUCCAUUUCACAAGUAAAAUUCUAGGUCUUAGUUUUCAAAUAUUUGUUGGUGUAGUUAAACUGUAGCUCUCGAAGUUAUACAUUUUAACAAUGCUCUGCAGGAUAUAUGAUUUAUCUUCUGAUAUUGAACGACCAGAGCAGGAAUAUUUUCUGCAGCCAGUUGAAGUUGGCAGAUGCAAAAAUGCUGCAUCAGUAUGCCCUGUUGCAUUUUCCUUUGGAGGAGAGCACUUGUGGGAUCGAUUUACUGUGAGUAUGGUUUUUUCUUGUGUAUGUGGCACGCUUGUUUCUCGCUGGUAUAGGACUUUUUUGCAUCACGGUUGUAAUGGCCAUAUUUUACUUUGACUCCUAAGCUGUUCUUAACAAUGUCAAAUUAUUUACACCAGCAAAAACUUUACUUCUUAUUUCGUUUUAAUGGUUCGCUAGGGUUAUUCCGUAAAACUUGCAACUUUUUUUAGUUAACGUUGACAAAACCGCAUUCUAGUUAUGGAUGAUAGCUCGUGAAGUUUAACAAUUAUAAGAUAAUGCUAAGAACUACAGGAAAGGUUGUUCAGCUACAUUGUCCCUGUAUCUUCUUGGGGGUUGUGGAUUCUCAUACAAACUCAAAGCAUGUGGAUUAUGAACUUUUGACGUUAGAUAGUUGUGUGCAGAGAGAAUAGUAUAGGGCGGGGAUACAGCAUCAAAUGUGAACUUCAUCUUAGCUGAAUACGAAGGGGACACUGACUUUUUGUGACGUACAUUUCUGCACAAUCUCUAUGUUUGGUUUUUUUGGGUGUUUUCUGCCAUUUGAAAGACAGUAGUUUUUUUGAUAUAAGAAUUUGGUAUCUUAGCUGUAGAUGGCUACCAGGAGAACAAGACAGGGCCUGCAAUAAAAUCUGUUGUCAGAGCUUCUUCAAUACUUGCCCUUUUCCAACGUCAUCAUAUACUAGAUUUCGUUGAUAAGCUAGGAAAAGUAAGAUGGCACUUUCUCACGUAUUUAUGCUACAUGAGGAUGGCAUCAGUUUAGGGAACAGCAUAUCAAAAGUUUUUCACCUAAUGAACGCAGGCAAAGUCUGGAAAUCCUACAUUUCUACGUACUGAUUCGCAACCUCCUAGUCUGAUAGAAGUUUGUCAUUCUCAGGAUGUCAGUAAUUGGUGUUAAUUUGCUUUCAAAUAUCCACUCUCCAGAAUCCAGAUUCUCUAUAAUACUGCUUUUAACAUGGCCGAGAAUAAAAUUUUAUCAUGGGAAAGGACAGCCAUACUAAUCAACGUACUCCAUCUAAUCGCAUUUUUGCUCAUUUUCAUAUCGGCAUUGCUAAGUUUAAUUCAGAGAAUAUGGUAGUCCUCUGGGUUCCGCCCAGCAAUGAAAUUAAUUUUUAUCUGGCAGCAUGCUUUCAACCAUUCACUCUUGAAAAAGCUAUUGCCAAAGAACAUUUUUCUGAGUAAUUUCUUCUCUGCUUCUUUUUUGUCGAUAGUAAGUUUUUUAAAUAAGUCCAAAAGUUGCAUCUCCUCGUGCUUGUUUAAAAUUGUGACUGUCCAUAGUCUACCAUGGACAGAUCGAAGGAUAGGCCUCACAAGUCUGCCUUCAAUAUUCCAGGUUUUCAUUUUAUUCAGUGACGGCUCAGUCUAUAUCCUUUGCCCAGUUGCUCCAUUUGGAAGGUACUUUCUGAAUUUGUCAUAAUCUUUUUAAUUAAUAUUUCCCUUUUCACAUUGGAUUGUCUUCCCCUGUGCAUACAUUCAUCUUAAUGAUUACGUCUACCUUAAAGUGUUGGAAGCAUUCCAAUGAAACGGAAAUUAUUGUUUACAUGGCAGUGUCUUCAGCUUGCCUUUUAUCAAGGAGAUUUACGAAGAUGCUCUAGAAUUCGGACAGAAAUCUUCCAACUCAAAAGCUGUCAGCAACUGCAGAUUGGCUCUCGCUUGGUUAGAAGCAACGUUUCCUGAGCUGAUAGACCAUACAAAAGAAAGGCUCAACUUACCUGUUUUAAGGGCUCAUUCAUAUGCUCCAGUAGAUGCGUCACUCUCAUUGCAGGUGUGUAAUUUUCCUGAAAGGAGUUGAGGAUUCCUUGCUUUUUAUUGCUCCCGUGGCUGCCUUGUAUUGAAAUGUGUUUCCAUCAGUAAAGCAUUCAGACCUGCCCAUUUUACUUUAUAGGCAAGCGGCUUAUAUUAUUCGUUUUUCUUAUAACAUUGGAAGAGAAUGAAUCCCGAGUCCCAUCUUAUUACAUUAGGAAACGGAGAUUAUUCUAAAUUAGUUUCUUCUGUGAACAAUUUCUCAUGCCCAUUUGCUUUUGCUCUAUUUACGUAAAACAUGUUACAGAGGCAUAUUUUCAAUGUAAUUUUGGGCGUCAAGUGAAGCUUAAAAUGCAAUCCAAGCACUUAGCGUGGCACAUCAUCAAUAUGAGGAGAUUAUUUUUCUCCUAUUAGAGGGAAAAAAUCAAAAACCUUAUGUAAUGCUCAAGACCCAAUUGUGUUUUCUACCCCUAAUGGUCUGUAUCUGUCUGACUCAUGACUCACACCAGGAGGAUCAAUACAGAUUAAUCAUUGAGAGCAUAAAAACGUUCUACACUUUCAUUCUAAACCUGUAGAGCUGUUGGUUUCUGUUCGACAGAAUCAUGAGAGGACAAAUUGUUGCUUCUUCUUCCAAUAUAAACAACCUCAUUGCAGUCUGUCUUUUGACUGCACUCUCGUGUUAUGUAUAUCCUUGCUGUUCCAUGACCUCGUCCCUUGUGCUGCUUCUCGAAGCAUGAAAUUCUCAAAACUGUUCGGUUUGCAGGGGCCUCUCCGUCGGGUGUACCACAGCAAGGAGUUUGAGGAUUCAGAAACAUGGGUUGCAGAUUGUGAAGGCAGGGCAGUGACUAUCCUGUACAGUUCAAUCGGCAAAGAUUCAAUUCUAGUGAUCGCCUGGAGCAGUGGACAGCUACAGGUUGAUGCCCUUGCUGAUGAAGUGCAACCUCUAUGGAAUAUGGACAGUUCUCCUCAUUUGCGGGUGAAUUCACGGGGCCACAUAGCACAAAUGGGCAUGAUUUGUGAGCCGAAUUCACAAGAACCUCAUAACAUUAGAUUCCUUCAAGGAAAUAUGAGCAGCAAUGCGGCGGACCCGGUUUGGUCUGGAAAUCCACCCCCCUUACUUAGGCUGGCUGUUGUGGACUUGGCAUUACCAAAGGCAGCCCUACAUCACCCAGUGUCGGUUUUUUCGGAUCCGCUGGUCUCCGAGAGGCUCUACUGUUUGCAUGGCGGAGGAAUAGACUUGAUCACUCUGCAUUUUCUCCCAUUCUCGAAUCUCACCCCUGGAUCAGAUGAGUCCGCGAGUGCCCCCUCUGUGUGCCCUAUUCUAAGCACCUGCCACGGAGAGGCUUCGUCUCCCCUGCUCUAUGGUUUCGUUUGCAUAGCAGAUUCCUUUGGUGACUCGCAGGUUGUCGUGGUGACGUCUGUAUAUGAGUGCAUCUUGCUGGAGAUGAGAGGCUGGAAGGACAUGCCGCCGCAUUUUCUUGAUGAGAGUGUGAGACCCUCCAUUGGUCGUGAGGAUGUAGCCGUCAGUGAUAUUAUAAGCCGAGACCUCCUUAAUGGGCCGAAGGUCAUCAUCAUUCCGGACUCCACCAGCCUACGAUCUCUGAGUCCAGAAUCCAUUGAAGGCAGGUCAACGCUUCAUCACUAUAUCAAGCUCUUCCACGAAAAUUUUGUGGAGUAUGCUCAUAAGGUAAACCAAAUAUGAAUGUAUUUAUUAUUAUUAUUUAUUUUUCUGCAUGUUUUGUGUGGUGUGCAUUCCUUGUCAAUUGUCGUCUCAUCCCCUCCCCUCCCUGAUCUUUUUGAACUUCAGCGUCCCAUCCAUUUUCUCUUGAUCUCCAGGUGUAUGUUGAGCUCAAACAGCACGGAGAUCACCUCAAGGCAAUUCUCGGGGAGCAGCAUGCGCGUUUACAGGUGGUCGGCGAGUCGCUGAGCAGAUUGGAGGACAAGCAGCCGCGUUUGACAAGUCGGAUAAAUCGUGCCACUGAGGUGUACAGAAUCCAGGAGAGGCGCUUGCAGAGCUUCAAAAACCUACCGGGAGCCGACAGAAAACCACUGUCCAAGGCAGAAAGAGAGUUUAAAACCCAACUUGGUAUUGAAAGCCCUCUCCUUUUUAACCCUUUUAAAGCUUUGUCUGAUCUGACUUUCCUUGGCUUCCGAGCCGUGAGCUGUGUACAAUUUUGUGCGUCGUCUGAAUUGCAGAGAGAUUCAGGGACGUGGAACUCUGUGCCCUGGAUUUGUCCAUCGAAGCCCUGAACGGGAGGUUGAGGAGAUGUCUGCAUCCCUCCCCUGGCGGCCCGAUCCAGAGACUAUCUCAGGGGAGGCGUAAUCAAGCCCUGGACUCUCAAAGAAUCUCACAGCUGAAGGCGUCGAUGGGAAAGCUCUCUCGCGUCAACGAUGAGAACGUCAACAAGAUUAAGCUCAUCGAGCAGGUUCUACAUAGCGAGGAGGAUGACGGUUAG
This is a messenger RNA of Spirodela intermedia, 7721 nucleotides long. NCBI's taxonomy places the organism in Eukaryota, Viridiplantae, Streptophyta, Magnoliopsida, Alismatales, Araceae. The record is from the annotation of a GenBank genome assembly.